ACGUAUUGUGAUAUCUGCGGUCAGGACUUUGCAAAUUCUGAAACAUUGAGACAGCAUAAAUCAACGCACUAUUUCUGUGACACUUGCGAACUCGAGUUCGAUAGUUCUGACCAACUUCGCGAGCAUCGCCUCGAAUCGGUUAAUCAUAAUUAUUGCAAUGACUGUGACGAGGAUUUCCCAACGGUGUCUGAUUUAGACUAUCACUGGCAAAGCUCCCAUUGGCAUGCAGACAAUAACGGUUGGGACAUAUCGGACUCUCCAUCCGAACCGGUGGCGUUCAUUGAAGAAAGUAGUGGUGAAGAUUGGGUGGAGAGGUUUCUUCGAUUGUCACUCGAUUUAGGCCCUCGUCAGACGAGUUUCUAUUGCAGUGAUUGUGAUAGGUACUUCAAGACGUCUAAUGGCCUAGACCAGCACAGGGCAACAGCAUCGGUGCAUAGGAAUGCUCGAGUGCCGCGUUCGGUUUCUACUCCAGAUGAGGACAGGUGCAAUAAACAGGGUUACAGUUGUCCACUCUGCUUUGACCAGGGCGAAGAUCUCAGUAGCGCAAAGUGUGGACACGUAUUCUGUACCACGUAA
Messenger RNA from Fomitiporia mediterranea MF3/22, 576 nucleotides. RefSeq lists its product as uncharacterized. NCBI's taxonomy places the organism in Eukaryota, Fungi, Basidiomycota, Agaricomycetes, Hymenochaetales, Hymenochaetaceae. Gene Ontology annotation, cellular component: nucleus. The annotation marks the transcript as partial. Gene Ontology annotation, molecular function: DNA-binding transcription factor activity, RNA polymerase II-specific; RNA polymerase II transcription regulatory region sequence-specific DNA binding. The record is from RefSeq and is a predicted model, not a curated record. The transcript has a single exon. Gene Ontology annotation, biological process: regulation of transcription by RNA polymerase II.